AUGUGGAAGAAACAAACUGAGGCGUUGGAGGAAACUGGACAUCUGGUUGAAAUGUUAAAAGGAAAUGAAGAUGAGGAACAAGAUCCCAGGACUUCAGCGGAGGUCUGUGAAAUAGGAGUUAAUAUAGGAGGAUCACUGGAAAUCUCUAUCAUCAAGGACAUGGAGACUACAGGGCUAAACUGUGGUGGAUCUGUGGCACUGGACACUGGACAAACAGAUGCACUGUUAGCGGAUGAUUUAUUCCAGGGCACUGCUGCUGACAGCGCAGUCAACAUUGGCAUCAUUGCUGUGCUGUCAGCAGCAUUGGCCCUGGAAUACCUGGAUCCAGGCAGCAUCCCGGCUCAUCAGCAGGACUUCGAAGGGCAGAUCAGUCAAUGGGGUCGGGAAUCCUCCCUCCCACUCAGCGUCAUCCAACCAGGGAGAGGUUGGGCAGAGGCAGAGCUGGGUUACGUGGAGCUGCCCCAGGCGGCCCGCGUGCCGCAGUCCGGCCCUCGUCUCCGCCUGCAGCUGGUGCACCGCGCGCUCCACCAGCUGGCGUGCGAGCGGCCCCGCGCCCCCCUCCUCAACCUCAGCCGCCAGCAGGAGGAGGAGGAGGAGGAGGCCCGACACAGGAGGGAGCUCCGAGAGUGCAGAGGAGAGAGACAACGGAUUAUAGAGGUAGAAAAAGCCCGGAGAACACCAAUACCAGCCUUUUUGAAAUUUGCUGCUCACAGAUCAGUGGAUGAAUCUAUUUUCCCCAACAGUGACAUUCUGGACGCUCUCCAUGGAAUCCGGAGCUCCCCGAGACCGGCUCUUUCUGAGUGCAGGAACAGAUCCCCUAGUUGGGCUAUCUCAUCAGAAGAUAGCCAGAAAACAUCCCCCCAGAAGAAAAGAAAGGACACUGGCUUGAAGGUGCAUUUUCGUAAGAGCACCAGCCUUGGUGAUUUAAGGCAAUCCCCCGCCACCGCACGGAAGCUGGACAAACUGGUCAAUGAGAUCCGAAGGGAAACCAAUGUCAUCAUCCCCGAACGGGAUCGGAAGAUUGCAGCUUUGAUGCUGGUAAAACAUCAGGAGGAACAGAAGAGGCUUGAGCAGCGUAUUCAAGCUCAACAAUUCUGGGAUAGUCUGAAGAGGAAGGAAAAACUGGAACAAAUGAGGAAGGAGGCUGAGAGGCAAAGAGAGUUAAUUGAGAGCAUUGGCAGGUGGAAAAGGGAACAUGAGAACAGGAGGUGCAAGAUUCACCAGAAGAUCAAACAAAUGGCUGAGCUGAAGGCAAAAGACGUGAUAUUGAAAGAAAAUAAAUGGAGAAGGCUGGCGGAGGAACAGGAUCUAAAGAGAAAGGAGAAAGUAGAAGAAGCAAAAUACCAAGCUGAAAUCCGUAAGUGCCACCAAAACCAACUGUUACAACAAACUGAAGAUGUGAAACGCACCAUCAAGCAGCUGGAAGUGCAGAUCUCCCAGGAUAAGCUGUCCAAUGCGGCUCAGAAACGGCUGUUUAAAGAAAUGAGGGAGCAGAACCGCAUCAAGCUGGAGAAUGAACAGGAGAAGCUGAAGCAUACGAUCCUGAAGAGGGAAGUGGACAAUCUGGCCAAGACAGAGGAACUGAUGGCCAGGAUGUCGCUGGAGCGGAAGCUCCUGAAAUUCAAAGAAAACCAAGAGCAACUGGUGGAGGAGAGGAGCCGGGAAUUGAAAGAAAAAGCUGCCAGAGAAGAGCAGCAGAUUCUUCAGGCCAGAAUCAGGGCCGAGAAACUGGAACAGGAGGAGAAGGAGCGUAAGGAAGCCCUGGCCAAACUCUCCGAAUACAAAGUCCAGCAAGCCAAGAAAGCCUUGUUAAUCCACAUCCGCCAAAAAGCUCUCCGGACCCAGAAGAUCAGAUCGGAGAAAGAGAAGGCCCACCAUCUGAUAAAGAAACGGGUGGAGGAGGAAAAGGAAUGGCAGCGACGGGAAAUGGAAGAGACCAUUAAGAGAAAGGACAAGAGAAGCGAGGAGAUUUUGAAAGUGAAGGAAGAGACCAUAGAGGAGUCUCGCCGAGUGGCCAGGGCAGCCUUCCAAAUGAGGGAGCGCGUGAGGAAGCAGAUUAACAGACGGUCCUUUGACCAAAUGGCCAUGGAACCUCAGAUGUGGGCAGGUCUGGCGAAUAAGAUAGCUCAUUAGUGCCUGAGCUAAACCUCCCACAUUGAUCACCUGAAAUCAAACUGGUGAGAAGCCUUUGACCAGUGAUCUCCAUUUUGAACAUUGGUGGGCUAUUGGAUGGGUAAAGGUUCUCAAAAAAGAAAGUUGAAUUGUCAGGAAUCCAUUGAGAAAUAUUUUCACGAGAGAUCUGAUUCUGUGCGAUAGACGUAAGAUCAUUAGAGUCGGUUAUUUCAAAGUAAAAUAUUCCCAAAAUGUGUUUUGAUGCCAAACUCUUCUACCAGUGUUGUGAAGCUGUAAAAAGACAAUGCUUGUGCUCCUAUCACUUCAGCAAUAGGCUUGUAUGUUGUUUGAUGUGUGUGUGUGUGUGUGUGUGUAUUAUGAUGUUUGACAAGCAAGUGAAAAAUUGUCUUUUAUUGUGCUCUUCCUCAAAUUGUGAAUCAUUUACACAAGUUUGUUGCUGUGUCCUGAAUGCAUCUGAAUGAGUUUUAACUUUCCACAGCUGGAUGUCAACAAGACCGAAGCUUUCUUGCUUGGCUCCUUUCAGUGCUUUCUCAUCUGAGGCACUGACAUCAUCAAAUUGCAAGGUUGCUUAUCCCACCUUGUGGAGCUGAUGUGGGCCUUUGGUGUCUUGUUGUUCAAACCAUCCAUUGGGCUUUCACUUGGCUUUUCUUCAAAAUUGCACGCCUUUGCCAUUACUUUUUGGCGGUUGCUGCUGAGACCCUCAUCCACUCCGUUUUCACAUCCAAGCUUGAUUAUUCCAAUGCCCUCCGCGCCGGACUCCCCAGCAUCUACCUAUACAAGCUUCAGACCUUCCAAAACUCCGCAGUCCAUGUCCUUUCCUGUACUUGGCUCUGCAAGCCUAUAUCCUCAUUCAUCCACCAGCAGAUUGAAUUCAGGAUUCCCCCCUGAUUGGGCUUCCAGUCAGCGGUGUGAACUGAUUUGAGA
This is a messenger RNA of Callorhinchus milii (elephant shark), 3057 nucleotides long. Its product is annotated as coiled-coil domain-containing protein 177. The transcript is spliced from 6 exons. The record is from RefSeq and is a predicted model, not a curated record. NCBI's taxonomy places the organism in Eukaryota, Metazoa, Chordata, Chondrichthyes, Chimaeriformes, Callorhinchidae. Bases 1 to 2133 code for a protein of 710 amino acids.